Molecule: messenger RNA, 1579 nt
Organism: Hibiscus syriacus
Lineage: Eukaryota; Viridiplantae; Streptophyta; Magnoliopsida; Malvales; Malvaceae
Exons: 6
Coding region: 171-1379 (402 amino acids)
Biological process (GO): endoplasmic reticulum tubular network organization
Cellular component (GO): endoplasmic reticulum tubular network
Source: RefSeq, a predicted model, not a curated record
GAAGAGGGGAAGAGGGGGUAAGAGAAAAGGACGACCAGAUCUGAGACUUCUAUCUCAUUUAUUGUUGAUGAACUUUGAUCUUAUAAUAAGAAAACAACACGAGAAAAAGGGAAGGAGAGGAGAAUUGCAGAUUGAUCUCGAUUUGUGUUUGGAAAGGCAAUAAGCGAGUGAUGGCGGAGGACAAAGGCAUUUCCGAUGGUGAAAAAAGCAAAGAAUCCAGUCCCCCGUUGCCGGCAGUCAAGAAGAAACCCAAGGGAGUCUUCUCCCGCAUCUGGAGUACAAUCUUCAGGACCGGGGGGGACAACUUUGAGAAGAGACUUGAAUAUAUUAUUACCAAGGAAGAGACUGCUGUUCUCGCGCGAAUGAAAAGAAGAUCCCAGGUUUGGAGGGGAAUAAUCAGGCAUCUCAUAGUAUUUUCCGUCGUUUUGGAGGUUAUUGCAAUUUCUUAUGCCAUCAUGACAACAAGAUCCGUGGAUUUAGAUUGGAAAAUGAGGGCAUUUGGGGUUUUGCCAAUGUUCCUUUUGCCUGCCUUUUCUUCCAUUGCUUAUUCUGCAUUUGCAAGCAUCAGAAAGAUGUGUGAUGAGAGGGACAAGAAAACUCUAGAAAGACUUCGUGCUGAAAGGCAAACAAAAAUUGAUGAACUUAAGGAGAAGACAAAUUAUUACAUUACACAACAGCUUAUUCAGAGAUAUGAUCCUGAUCCAGCAGCAAAGGCUGCUGCUGCAACUGUCCUUGCAUCUAAGUUGGGUGCAGAUUCAGGUCUGAAAUUCCAUGUUGAAGAUGGAUCUAAUCUUAAUGUCCUGGGGGGGAAGAGCAACGAUGUUGAGGUAGUGCCAUCAAGUGGACUUCGAAAAAGAAAGCCCAGUAGACCCAAUAGUACGGCAUGCACUCCUUCGGUUCAUUCUGAUGAUGAAACAACACCUCAUUCUUCUUCAGGGAAUGAGGGUCCCCGAGCUUCUGAGCAAGGUCAAGUAGUUGUUAAUCAUUACAAUCCACAGGGACCUUCUGCACAGGACGGGGGAUGGCUUUCUCGUUUUGCGGCCUUGCUUGUUGGUGAAGAUCCAACACAAUCAUAUGCACUUAUAUGUGGCAAUUGCCACAUGCACAACGGACUUGCUAGGAAGGAGGAUUUCCCAUAUAUAACUUAUUACUGCCCACACUGCCGUGCCCUGAAUAAGCCAAAACAAUCGGUGGAGCAAAUUUCUAGAUCCAGCUCCCCUCCGAUGAACCCCUUUAAACCAGAAGGAGCUGGCGGUGCAGUAGAAAAUUCCAGUGUUAGCAUGGAUGAGGGUGCACUCAUGAACCAAGGCUCUGUGAGAUCUAGUUCCGAGAUUGAGGAAGUGACUGAAAAAUUAUUGUCGAGCGAUCCGGUUGGAUAAAACGCAUACCCCAGGACAAUGAAAUUUGCUAAAGGUGUUCUCUCUGCUUUGAUCUCAUUUGUGUCCUGUAGGUAAUGUAUAGGAACUUCUGAUCUCUGGGUUUUUGCAGUGCCUUUGGUUAUUGUUGUUUGACUAAAACAUUGAGAUGCCUUACUAGGACCUUAUGGUUAUCAUACACGAUAUAGAUGAUAGAUAUUUGU